GCUCUUUGUACCUUGAAAGAGUGAAAACAUACACACUGGCAAAUUGGGCCGGUUAUCCCUCAAGUCUAUCGCCCUUAGAAGCAGCGCGAUGGGGCUGGGUGAACGUUGGCUUGGACAUGAUCAAAUGCAAAACAUGCAGCCAACUACUCUGUUUUUCAAUCACCAAAGGCACUAAAUCGAUCGAAGCCGUGAGUGAAGUAUACGCUGUGUACAUUAAGCGGUUGAAUGAGGGUCACAACAGCGCCUGUUUCUGGAGGAACAAUCCGUGCCCAAAGUCCCUGGCGACAAUCACGCUCAGAAAUCGACCAGAAGAAACACGCCGCUUCGCUCAACGGGCACGCACAAUUCAGCAUCUCCUGGGUUCAAAUGACUAUGACUUGCCACCUGGUGUCGAAGAAACACUAUUGGCUGAUGCCAACGAACAGACGAGCGUCAUUGCAGAGCUGAGCGCCUUCCUUCGCACUCACUCGACACCGCAUGCGUCUUCAGGUAGUCAGGUAGUUGUGGUCAAUACGGCUGCUACUGAUACACCUCCAGCCAAUAUCGUCACGAGGCCAGUCCACACCGAAAAUUCAGCAGAGCUCACUAGUACACCUGCGACUACCGAUAGCGCCCAAGCUAUCACUGAUAAAUCACCAGCCAUCCCUGGUACAGCAUCGGUUGCAACGGCCAUGACGCCAGCGAAUUCAAAUUCCAACGCUACACCAGCCCUUUCUAACGCCACAGAACGAACCAGCGCUCUGGUCACAGCGUCUGUUUUACCUGCGAACGCACAAGGGAAAGUCCCGUCAACAUCAUCGGCCAACAAAGUGAUGGUACAGAACAGCGCAAUUUCAAUGUCCGUACCCGAAGCUGGAGUUACCACAAGUUCACAAACAUCAAAUGUAAGCGUACGCGAGACGUUGCAAUCUACGACCCCCUUAGUGCUUGCGUUGGCCAUUGCUGGGUGGGAGUCCGAUGCAGGAUCGUCCGAGAACAAUGCUGGAUUGGUAUGCCGCUAUUGUCAACGAACGUUAGCCAUUCCGGUGAGGCCGAAUACCAAUUUACAGAUCGAUUCGGCCGGGCCUGCUGUGAGCUCAGGAGUCAAGUCUGCUGCCACGGGCAUUGUACAGACCAAAAGUAUAGAGAAUGCAGCAGUCGACCCAAUAAAUGAUAUAGUAGGAAUGCAGGAUACUUACAAGAGGCGCAGGCUGUCCGAUACGACGGAAGACUGUCGCAGAGUUUUUGUGGACCCAAUUUAUGCACACCGAACGUUCUGUCCGUGGGUGCAGCCAGUCGCAAGUGCAGCCGAUCAGCUGGAGCGAACAUUGAACACCGGUUGGCGGGUAUACAGAGACUUUCUUCUCCACUUGAGAGGCUCGCCGAAUGGAGCGGACGGAGAAUCCUCACCGUCACGAGCACAAAUAUCAGAGCACAAUGCGCCAGCAACAGAUUUGUGUGCCAGGCAAGCGGCAGAGAGGGUGCUGAAGUUCAUCCACGGCGUAGCCGUAGCCGGCAAGAGGGCAGUUGUCGCGCCUGUCAAAAUGUCAUGACUGAAACGUGUGUCAGAUUGUGAUAUGCGCCAGUCGCCCAAAUAUGUCAACCAAAAUCGGUUCUAGCCUGAGCCUACGAAAACCUCGGGUCGAGGGAAGGACAAGUAUGUUUCCUAAGUCGCCAACGAUAUGUAGUUACAUCUGAAAGCGUUGCGUUGCGAUGUACGACCUGGUACAGUAGAGAAUAGUUAACGUACGGCACCGUACCAUAUUUAUAUGCCGGAAGGCAUCGACCCCUCGACUAAGCCCCUUUGAUAGUAUGUGAUAUUCAGCCGAACUAUGGGACCCAUCGUGCGCUGUCGCGUUCUACUACCGGCUACAGCCCUGCAUGAUAACUUAGAAGGAAUGCUGGAACGUCUGUGUAGUAGGAGUAUAGUCAGGAAGUUCUUUGCUCUCCCUACGAAAUGUAAAACUUGUAAUCGCAAAAAGUACAGAUGUAAAUGGAUAAAAUUUAGAAUAAAACAGACUGCCAACAC
This is a messenger RNA of Sphaeroforma arctica JP610, 2008 nucleotides long. RefSeq lists its product as hypothetical. The record is from RefSeq and is a predicted model, not a curated record. Gene Ontology annotation, molecular function: zinc ion binding. The transcript is spliced from 5 exons. The coding region runs from base 117 to 1532 and encodes 471 amino acids. Gene Ontology annotation, cellular component: nucleus. NCBI's taxonomy places the organism in Eukaryota, Ichthyosporea, Ichthyophonida.